This is a messenger RNA of Penicillium argentinense, 831 nucleotides long. RefSeq names its product Fig1 domain-containing protein. NCBI's taxonomy places the organism in Eukaryota, Fungi, Ascomycota, Eurotiomycetes, Eurotiales, Aspergillaceae. Gene Ontology annotation, biological process: conjugation with cellular fusion. Gene Ontology annotation, cellular component: membrane; mating projection tip. The transcript has 3 exons. The coding region runs from base 1 to 831 and encodes 276 amino acids. The record is from RefSeq and is a predicted model, not a curated record.
AUGACUUUCGUCAUCGUCAGCGCUAACCAGGACUGGGCAACACAGGAGAUGGUUGCCGAUGCUGUUUUGCUCGCGGGCUGCACUUCGAAUGGCAUGAGUGGCAUCUACCUGCUGUCCUUGAGGUACAAUGCCCCAGCUGAUUCGUUCACUACGGCGCCCGGACAAGUCAACACGCUUAUCGCGCAUUCCAUCCAUAAUGUGUCACAGACAGGGAAUGGAACAACUUUGGAGGUGCGUGCCGGCUACAUGGGACUCUGCGUGGGGCAAGUAGAGCAGGCCCUCGAUGAGGUCCGCGUUUGCUCUAGCAGUGCGAAAACAUUGGCCAAGUUUAUCUCGGCGGAGACAAAAACUGUCACCCAUGGGAUUUCUAGCAUAGAGACAACACCAGACCCGCUCAACUUGAUUAUGGUUGCAGAGGAGUUUAGACAAAAAAUUGUCUUUGAUGGAUUCAUAUAUCUUACAAUCGUGGUGUGCCUCGUAGCAUUUGUUCUACUGUCUACAUUCCCUGCCUGGCACGAAGAGAGAGAUGAAGAUGGUUCCGUUGUCGAGGUUAAGCCGUUCCCAUCACGCCCGGUAACCCAGGCCAUUGCCAUCGCAUUGGUGGUCGGAUUCGGACUUGGGCUUGUUUCCAUAUUAUGGCAGCACAUCAAUAGUAGCUCUACUGCAUCGAUGGCCGAGACCCUCACGUAUGGUGCCGUUUCGGGCCACGUUGGAGCAGGCGCAAUGGCGCUUGGUUGGGUUGCAAUAGGUAUAAUCGGAGUCGUGGGUCUUGGAAUCGUUGCCAUGAUUAUGAGCAUUUCUCUCAUUCGACUAUCAACUGACGAUGAUUGA